AUGGCCGGCCUGUCAGACCCGGAGCUGCGGCGGGAGCUGCAGGCCCUGGGCUUCCAGCCCGGACCCAUCACCGACACCACCCGGGACGUCUACCGCAAGAAGCUGCGCCACCUGCGCGGCGAGGCCCGGCUGCGCGAGGAGCGGCCGCGGGGCGAGGAGCGGCUGCGGGCGGAGGCCCCGCUGCGCGCCCGGCCCGCCUCGGCCGUUCUGCGGGCGGAGCCCUGGGCGUCCCCGCCGGCCCCGACCGCGGUUUUCGCGGCCGCCGGGGCCUACGGGGACUUCCGGGCGCCCGCGGCCGCCUGGCCCCCGAGCCGCGACCCCGCCUUCGCCGCCCGCCCCGCGCCGCUGCGGCGCCGCGCCUCGGCCCGGGGCAGCUCCGAGGAGGACGAGGACGCCCGGUCGCCCGACCGGCCCGGCCUCCGGGCCCGUCGCUGGUGGGCCCCGGCCCGGCCGCCCCCCGGCUUCGGCCCCGACCCGCGCCCCGGCCUGCGGGCGCCCCGAGCGGGCGCGGCGCAGGCCCGGCCCGAGGCGGGGCGGCGGCUGGAGCGCUGCCUGUCGCGGCUGCUGCUCUGGGCGAGCCUGGGGCUGCUCUUCGUCUUCCUGGGCAUCCUGUGGGUGAAGAUGGGCCGGCCCUCGGCGCCGCGGGAGGCGGAGGACCACAUGAAAUUGUUGCCAGUGGACUGCGAGAGGAAAAACGAUGAGUUCUGUCAGGCCAAGCAGAAGGCGGCCUUGCUGGAGAUGCUGCACGAACUCUACAACUUCCUGGCCAUCCAAGCCGGUAACUUCGAGUGUGGAAACCCAGAGAAUCUGAAAAGCAAGUGCAUCCCUGUAGCGGAAGCCCAGGAGUAUGUGGCAAACGUGACCGGCAGCUCCGCCGCCAAGUUUGAAGCCGCACUGACCUGGAUACUGAACAGUAACAAGGACGUGGGCAUCGGUUUGAAAGGGGAAGACCCAUCUGAGCCGGUGACAGCCGUGGACAAGGUGGUCUGCUUGGAAUCCGCCCGGCCCCGCAUGGGAGUGGGCUGCCGCCUGAGCCGGGCCCUGCUCACCGCCGUCACCCACGUGCUCAUCUUCUUCUGGGGCUUGGCCUUUCUGUGGGGACUCCUGAUCUUCCUGAAAUAUCGGUGGCGCAAGUUAGAAGAGGAGGAGCAGGCCAUGUAUGAGAUGGUGAAGAAGAUCAUAGAUGUGGUCCAGGACCACUACGUGGACUGGGAGCAGGACAUGGAGCGCUACCCGUACGUGGGCAUCCUGCACGUGCGCGACACACUCAUCCCCCCGCAGAGCCGGAGGCGCAUGAAGCGGGUCUGGGACCGCGCCGUGGAGUUCCUGGCCUCCAACGAGUCCCGGAUCCAGACGGAGUCGCACCGCGUGGCUGGAGAGGACAUGCUGGUGUGGAGGUGGACUAAGCCCUCUUUCUUCUCCGACUCCGAGCGAUAA
Molecule: messenger RNA, 1437 nt
Organism: Pipistrellus nathusii (Nathusius's pipistrelle)
Lineage: Eukaryota; Metazoa; Chordata; Mammalia; Chiroptera; Vespertilionidae
Source: the annotation of a GenBank genome assembly